Molecule: messenger RNA, 1816 nt
Organism: Gadus macrocephalus (Pacific cod)
Lineage: Eukaryota; Metazoa; Chordata; Actinopteri; Gadiformes; Gadidae
Gene: treh
Product: trehalase (brush-border membrane glycoprotein)
Biological process (GO): trehalose catabolic process
Molecular function (GO): alpha,alpha-trehalase activity
Source: RefSeq, a predicted model, not a curated record
AUAUGAACUGCCUCUAUGAACUAUUAUUUUUAGAUGUGGUGUCAGCUUUUCAAAACCUGUCCCAGGACUGGCCCAGUAACGCCAUCCCCCCCUCCACCCUUCGGGACUUUGUGGGGUUGUACUUCGACGAACCCGGGCAGGAGUUUGAUCCCUGGACCCCACCUGACUGGAAAGACAAUCCGAAGCUUCUGGGCAGGAUAGAAGACCCAGCCCUGGCCGGCUGGGCUGCGAAGCUCAAUCAACUGUGGAAGUCUCUUGGAAGGAAGAUCCGCCAGGAGGUGCGAGACCACCCCGAGCUCUACUCCCUGAUCCCCACCCCCCACCCCCUGGUAGUGCCGGGGGGGCGCUUCAGGGAGCUGUACUACUGGGAUUCCUAUUGGGUGGUCAACGGGCUGCUCCUCUCAGAGAUGACGACCACUGCCCGAGGAAUGAUCCAGAACCUCCUCUACCUUGUAGACAGAUACGGCUUCGUUCACCGGCGCAGCCAGCCUCCGUUCCUGACGUUGAUGGUGGAGAGCUACUACCAGGCCACCCAGGACCAGGACUUCCUCAGGGGAGCCUUGCCCACUCUGGACAAGGAGUACUCCUUCUGGAUGCAGAACCGCUCCCUCACCCUGCAUAAUCACACGCUCAACCGCCACCACGUCCCCGUGGGCUCCCCCAGGCCUGAGUCCUACACAGAUGAUCUGGAGCUCGCUGAGGGACUAACCACCGACCUCCAGAAGCAGCUGCUGUGGGAGGAGCUAAAGGCGGGGGCAGAGUCUGGCUGGGACUUCUCCUCCCGCUGGUACCGAGCCACGCCCCCCGGGCCAGACCCCGUCCGGGGGACACGGGGGGCCAGCCAAGUCCUGCCGGUGGACCUCAACGCCCUGCUCUGCCGCAACGAGAGGACCCUGGCCUCCUUCCACAGGCUCCUGGGGGACCCCGAGGCGGCCGCUGGCUACGAGCGCGCGGCGGCAGUCAGGCAGCGGGCGAUGGAGGCCUUGAUGUGGGACGAGCGGCGCGGCGCCUGGUUCGACUUCAGCCUCCUCACCAACGCCACCCGGACGCAGUUCCACCCCUCCAACCUGGCGCCGCUCUGGGCGCAGUGCUUCUCCACGCCCGCCAUGGCUGAGAGGGCCCUGCUGUACCUCCGGGAGUCUGGGGCGCUGCGGUUCCCUAACGGCGUCCCCGCGUCGCUGCAGGACAGCGGGCAGCAGUGGGACUACCCCAACGCGUGGCCCCCGCUGCAGCACAUGCUCAUUGAGGGUUUGUCGAAGUUGCCUUCAAGUGAGGCCAAAAAACGGGCAUUUGAUUUGGCCCAGAACUGGAUCAGAACCAACUGGAGGGCGUUUGACAAGUACGACGCCAUGUUUGAGAAGUAUGAUGUGAACGGAGACGGUAAACCAGGCGGGGGUGGGGAGUAUGACGUUCAGCUGGGCUUCGGCUGGACCAACGGCGUGGUCCUCCAGCUCCUGGACCUCUACGGAGACCGGCUCACCGCCGGAGGUCUGAGUGGGACCACCACCAGCUCGCUGCCCCUGCUGCUCUGCCUGCUCCUCGUCACGCUCCAGUGACCUCCUCCCACAGCGCCCGGUCGGCAGCGGCGCGGGCUUAGCGUACGGCCGAGUUCACUUUACUGCACACCCGCCUCAGAACACACGUCAGCUCACCGCUAUGGCUCCCAGGGAGAGAGCCCACGUCGGACGGAUGAACGCAUUACCCACGGGGACGAGGAUGUCUGUCUUUAGGUUUGGUUUUCAUUUGAAUAACAAAACAUGUCUGAGUGCUGUAGCGACUCGAUUUAUGGCUUCAUAUUAAAAUGAUUUCAACCAUA